Linnemannia hyalina is the source of this 4257-nucleotide messenger RNA. The record is from the annotation of a GenBank genome assembly. NCBI's taxonomy places the organism in Eukaryota, Fungi, Mortierellomycota, Mortierellomycetes, Mortierellales, Mortierellaceae.
AUGGACUCCAGUCUCGAGUUCCUCGGUUCCUUUGACGUUUCUGACUCUCAAGGCACCGUAGUAGCAUCUGCGGAGGAGGUUGACGAGGCACAGGAGGAGGAGGAGUUGUUGUUUUCGGUCCGUUGUCGUACUCGACCAACGCCUGGUACAGAUAGCUCUGGGGACGAGGAGGAGGAGAAGGCAGGAGAUGAAGGGGUGAUAGAUGCUUCAGCUCCACCGACAAAGAAAAUCUUCUCCGACCCAGUAUUGACGGAUUUGGCAGACAACACUAACGCAUAUGCAGCAUCAAAAGGAGCCGGCACAGGAGAGGGAUCGCGCCAGUGGGUAAAGACCACACCUGACGAACUGCGCACAUUCCUCGGCAUCAUUGUCUACAUGGGCGUGUUCAGGCAGAACUCUGUCUCUGAGUAUUGGUCAACCUUCCCUGAAUGUCCUCAACACAACAUCACUACCUUCAUGUCCCUCGUCCGCUUCGAACAACUGAAGCGUUUUUUUCAUGUCUCCAACCCCAACGAGCCUGAGCAACAUUGGUUCUCAAAAGUAGAGCCUCAGGCUUCAUCCGGCCCAGAGCGAGCAGCCGACGUCGAUGGCGCGGGCAUGUCUACUCACACAACAACAUCUACACGGCAGGCUUCAUCCAGCCCAAAACGAGCAGCCGACGUCGACGAUGCGGACACCGCCGACACUGCUUCCUCUAACAAACGCCUCCGACCCCUCCAAAUCAGCUCCGGGUCGUCGACUCUCGUUGAAGACAUGCAGCGAUUGCUGGCAACACAGCCAUCCCAGAUUCGGUUCGACGAGAGCGGCGUUCUGACCACAAUCUGCGCCCAGGAAAAGGUCAUUGAUUUUCGAUCUGUCGGAGCCGCAAUUGAGAAGAUUCUCUCCUCACGAUUGUCUAAGGACAUCACAAUGCUCCAUAUGGAUGGUCUACGAUCAAUGGAGAAGGAAUGGGCGCACGGCAAACGAGAUCAGGCGCUGUCCAAGCAGUUGGAAACACUUGAACGAGAUUACACGGAGGGCAAGCUGCACAACAAAAGACAGCUAUACAAACGCCUGAAGGCGUCGUACCGAGCACCACCGGAGGCAUUGCGCGCCGUUUCGGAAGUACUGCGUCAGAGUGGAUGGACGAUUUGCCAAUGUCUCAACCAAAGCGACACGUGCAUUGCGCGGACAGUCAACAACGCUGCCGUACCCGGAGAUAUCCGAGUUAUCACCAAGGACUCCGAUCUCAUGGCAUUCGAGUCAAUCAUGUCCGUCACCAUGCCAGUCAAGAACACUUGGACUACUUUCCACAAAGAUGAGCUUCUGAACGAGCAUGGCCUUCCGACCCCUGUACAUCUAACGCUUGCCGCUCUGGUAUCGAACAACGACUACACCAACGGAGUUUUUUCCUAUGGCUUGACAUCCAAUGUCGAUACGAUCCGUCAGUUCAAGAUGACAGGUCUUGAUGGAACGGUUGGCCAAGAUCGAGUGGAGGUGGUUCGGAUCUAUGUUAGGCGCUACCUUGACAUAAUACACCAAAAGGCCCGUACAAUCAAGGACUCAGCCACCCAAAGCGCACGUCGUCGACUGCGAUGCAAUCCUAACCCAACGGUGAAGGCACACGACAAGGAUCUGAGGAGGAUCGAAACGGCCGAUCGACAGCUGCGUGUAGAUGUGACAGAAUUCGGCCAUGCUCUCAAGACAUUCGGGGCGGCGACAGACGCAGAGGCAACGCCACCACCACUCCCAACGGCACCCAAGGCAGGAUCAGCACCAUAUCCGCAAGCUACAUCAGCGGGAUCACCUUCCAUCAGGCAGACGCAUGGCCCAGCCGAACAUCCACCAUCGCACAAGCAAAAGAUUAAAAAACAACGCCGACAUGGUUCACGUGCCCUCCAGCGGCGACGACAGAAGUGGCGUCGUUCCAGAUUCCGCUCGCGCACAGACGUGCAAGAUCGCUAUGUGCCGGACACUGUUUUCCUAGAAAAGGCCAGCCCUGUUGAUGUCGUGGAACUUUCAGGAUUGAAGCCGUCGACCCCCCGUCCUUCAAAGCCCAAGGAGCAAUCCCCCCGUAUCGACCAAGUGCCUGCCCCCGCUGCCAAGAAGAAAAAGAAAAAACUCCUUGGCGAACCUAAAGGAAUAGCUGGACCCAAGGCCUUGAAGAGAGCGUUCCAGUCUGUUUUCGCAACGGUCACGCUCACGACUGGAUCCCUGCAAGGCUGCCUAGGAAGAUCAACCAAUCUGUCGAAAGCAGAGGUUGCGCAGCUAACCCAACACGUGAGUUCGGCAGUCUCUACCGUCAAUAGCGCCAAACACAUUGUGUACAAGCUUAUCGAGAUGCGCAUUCUACAGCCGCUGAUCGAGACUGGACUGAACCAGGCAGAGGAUGGACCGGACGAGAGCUUCCUAGAGAAGAUCCUGGAUUCCGAUUGGGCGGAAAGGUUUGUCCAAAACCUACUGUCCUUCGUCUUGAGGAAUUCCAUUGUCCCCCAAGGACGUCCGCCCGCGUCGGACAAGAGCAAGGAUGCUGUCGCUGAAGCAAUCUCGACGUUUAACGAGUUCAAGAAGACGCUGUGCCCAGGGUUCAAAGCCCUCAACUCAACGGAUCUGGCUUUGAGUAAUAUCAUCGCGGAACUUGCACCCAAGAUCUGCCUAGAUCAGAAACUGCAUUACAGGAGAAUACCGGAGACUCUUAGAACAAAGCUCUCCAAGCUGUCCAUUGAUUGCGAUGGUCUUCCUGAAAUAGAUCAAGAUGGCACCGACGCUGGUGGUGAUGCCGGGGCUGCUGACGUUAACGAGGGUGUGGACGACGACGACGCCCUCAAGCGAUCCAAGAAGAUCAUUUUCAAGCCGGGUCAUAUUCAACUCUGCUGGCGAUAUUUCCUCCUCUUACCAUCAUCCAAGCGGCCCCGGUUCUGCACCCAGGCCAAAAUGAGCGAUUCCUUCAUCGACAUCAACGAGGAAGCGUUGGUUGCGCUUCUCUGGGGAGAGAAGGCAGUUCAGUUGGACAACGUAUGGGAGGACACCCGCUACACUCACAACUGGGCAGCGGCAAAACAGCGUUCUUCGUACGGAGAGGUGAUCAAAGAACUAUUCAUCGGUGACCGAGAUGUCAUCAAGGAAGCCAGGAAUAAGCAGCAGACGACAUACGGGAAGAGGACAACAACCAUGGCUGAGCGUGAGGAGGCCCAUCCACACAUCUACGGACAGUUAGAGCUCGCACGGUAUUUGACGAAUAAGGUCAAUUUUUUCCGAGAACGGCACAACGCCUCCCUCACGGCCCCGACACCACCGUUGCCAUCAUCAACGCCAUCGUCAUCGACGACCUCCACCCCACCGCCUCUUCCCACCCCACGUCAGCAGCCGCGUUCUUACCGCUACGCCCUCAACAACUAUAUCAGGACGGAUGGCCACCAGCUGCAGAUUCUCGCGUAUGACCUUACAAAACCCCGCCAAUCCCCAAAUUACAGUGAGUUUCUUUCUAGGAUCGAGAAGCUUUAUCCAACGCGGCAGCAUCUUAUCGACGCGUUUGGCGACGACCUGGAUUCAGUCAUUGUCGUCGGUAUUGAUCCCGGAGAGGUAGUGAGUGGUGCAUUUUGUUUGACACUUCCCGGUGGAAAAGUCAUCAAUCUGCUGAUCAAGAGGGCCUCCCUAUACCAGCCUACUCUGGCCUUCCGAGAUUGGGAACAGCAUUGGAAAAGGCGACACCCAACAGCUGGUCCAGGCGAUGUUGUCGACUCAUCCCUUUGGACACGGAUUACCGACCUGGACAAGCUCACCACUCUCCCGUCUGUCCACGACCUAGAGAAUUCUCUCCCCUCAACGAACUACGACACCUCGUUGGAUGCUUUGACGGCAGCUCACAAGAAGUACUACGAGCAGGAACCGCUGAUCCACGGGAUUUACGCGUCAAGAGAAUGGAAGGUAGCGGUUCACGAGCACAGAAUGGCGAAAAUGUCGGAGUUGGAUCUGGCCGUCGCUGGCGUUUUGCGGAUGGUGGAUGAGGCAUGUGAGGGCGUACCCAGUGCUGCGCUCGGAUACAAGGCUGCCCUGGUCGACGAGUAUCUUACUUCCACCAUGUGUCCAACAUGUGUGGUUGAGAACCGAGCCACCCGCCUCGCCAAGCCGUCGAUGAGGACAUGCGCCUGUGUUGAGUGCACUCGGUGGAUUCACCGAGAUGGAGUGGGGGCGCACAACAUCGCUUUGAUCGGAGAACAGUACCUCAAGUCUCUAGGACGGCCCGAGCCCCUUGCAAGACCCCCCAAACAAACCUAA